AUGGCUCUAAGAUCGUGUUCAGAGCCGUUGACAACAACGGAAUUAGAUCAGGCACGUAUACGCUUAGAGCGUCUUGCGCAACAGGAAGAGUUUCCGCAUGAAAUAGCCGCAUUAGAAUCGGGACAGCCAAUUUCAAAAUCGAGUUCAUUGAGGACAUUAAAUGCAUUUUUGGACAGUAAUCAAGCAGUAGUAGCAUCAUUGCGUACGCGGUACUGGCCUCUAUCGUGUAGAAAUAAUGUGAGACGAAUCAUACGCAAUUGCAUAAGAUGCGUUCGAGCCAACCCUGUUAGCGAAACUCACCAAAUGGGUCAGCUACCUGCAGCUAGGGUUACCCCAUCACGACCCUUUUUCAUCUGCGGUGUAGAUUAUGCAGGUCCAUUUUACACAAAGGAAAGAACGAGAAGUAAAGCGGUACACAUGGAACUAGCGACAGAUUUAAGCACAAAUGCAUUUAUUCAAUGUUUAAGAAGAUUUAUUGCGCGUCGAGAUGGUAUUGAAUGGAAGUUAAUACCUCCACACGCACCACAUUUUGGUGGCUUAUGGGAGCGGGCAGUUAGGUCUGCAAAACAUCAUGUAAAAUGCGUAAUCGGGGACCAACGUCUUACAUUCGAAGAGUUGUAUACGUUGUUGACACAAGUAGAAUCCUGCUUGAAUUCCAGACCCCUUUCUCCCAUGUCCUCAGAUCCUACCGAUUUCUGUCCGUUAACACCUGGACACUUCCUAAUCGGUACUGUUCCAACGAGUUUACCAGAUCGUAAAUUGGAGGAUGUCAAAACUAAUAGAUUGAAUAGAUUCCAGUUGCUACAACAAAUGUUCCAACAUUUUUGGCGACGGUGGCAAGCUGAAUGCAUCCAUGAGAUGCAACAACGAUACAAGUGGCGCAGCAUUACCAAACGGAUAAUCACAGAAGAAAAUACACCACCACUUCAUUGGAGUUUGGGACGAGUGGUGCAAGUGCACCCAGGUCAAGAUGGCAUCAUAAGAGUUGCAACCGUGAGGACCGCUGCUGGAAUCAUCAAACGACCAGUCACAAAACUUUGUUUAUUACCCAUAGACCCGAUAGCAGAUUCCCCUACAAAUCCUGUUAUUUAA
Messenger RNA from Megachile rotundata (alfalfa leafcutting bee), 1092 nucleotides. RefSeq lists its product as uncharacterized. NCBI's taxonomy places the organism in Eukaryota, Metazoa, Arthropoda, Insecta, Hymenoptera, Megachilidae. The record is from RefSeq and is a predicted model, not a curated record.